Molecule: messenger RNA, 2805 nt
Organism: Ylistrum balloti
Lineage: Eukaryota; Metazoa; Mollusca; Bivalvia; Pectinida; Pectinidae
Product: testis-expressed protein 11-like
Biological process (GO): meiotic cell cycle
Molecular function (GO): protein binding
Source: RefSeq, a predicted model, not a curated record
AUGUUUCAAGAACUUCAAAUUGUCAUUGCACAAAUUCAGGCAUUAUUAAAAGAAAUAUGUAAAGCUGAUAAUGGUGCCAAUAAACAGUGGCUUGAUCAGAUAGACAAAGUCAUGUCACUGGUAACUAGACUACAUGAGGAAGCCACACAUAUGGUACCAGAACAGAGAAUUGCUGUUUCAAUACUAGAGACACAUGCAGUCGAUCUUUGGAAUAUAGCAGUUGCUCUGAAAACCAAAGACUCUAUUCCUGUCUUGGUAAAUGCAAAAUUGAGACAUGUCGCCUUUCUUUUGGUGGAUUGUUCAACCCCCUCUGAGUUCAAUGAAAAUACAUGGAGAAAGAAAAUAGUGAUGGGAAUGAAGGCGGGUCGAGCAUGGCUAGAUAGCAAAGAUCCUGUUAUGGCGGAUCAAGUCUUCCUCCUCACUGAUCAGUUUGUAGCUUCAGUACAGAGAGCUGUUGUAGAAAGAAAGAAUGAUGGUAUUGCUGCUGAGGUGGUAGAUAAACAGAAGACAGAAAUACUACAGGACAUGUUUAAACUUCUAUGUUACAAAGCAGAAGCAGCUUUGACACAACAAAACCAACAGAAGGCAUUAGAUUUGGUACUUCUUGCAAAGGAAAUGCUGCCAAAUUUCCCAAGAGAGGGUGGCUACCUCUCUAUGCUGUGUUAUAACUUUGGAGUGGACAUGUACCAACAAGAAAAGUAUGAGCAGGGGGUCAUGUGGCUGCGGGAGAGUUUUGAGUUAGGCAAAGGUCGACAAACUAUUGGAUCCCGAAAUCAAGCACGCACAUUGAGGUUGCUUGCUAAUGCCUACCUGGAAUGGAAUGCCAAAGAACAUAGCCAGAAAGCCUUAAAUGCUGUGACACUGGCUAAUACAGAACAUCCACACCCAGCUGGAUUUUAUCUAAGUCUGCGUGUACUCCUGUUUAUUGGUGAGGAAGAUGGAGCCAUUGAGAAAGCCAUUGAAGAUGUUCUGCAUCAGUCUGAUGUAACUGUUGACAUUGGACUCAAUGUUGUACAACUAGUGUCCCAACAUAAUAGGACUGAUAUUGCCAUGGAGGUCACUAAAACUUUGUUGAAGACAUUUGAGACAUCACCAGAUGUAGGAAGUAUUAUUGUCUGUCUGCUGGAGCUAUUAAUACAGAUGGGAAAGAUCAAGGAAGCUAAAGACUUUGUGGAGGAAUCAAUUACAGCUCAUAACACUGGAAAACCAUUAGAUGCUGCUGUUAGGAAAAGGUUUCAUAUAGUACUAUGGGAGCAAGCAGCUCUAGCAUUUGAGGCGAAAGAUUACAAAGAAUCUCUGGAAUGGUAUAACUACACACUGAGCCUGUUCUCUCACUCGGAUAUAGAGGCACAUAAUCUGGCCAAAUUGUACAGGAACAGAGCAUCUUGUUAUUUACAUCUGGAACAGAGGAAUGAGGCACUUGAGUCAGCUGAACAGGCUGAAAGAUGGGAACCUAGGUCUCUACAUACCCAAUUCAUUCUCUAUAAAGUUUCGCUGGCUGGAGCAGACAUCAACAAAGCAAAAUAUGUGCUGCAGAAGAUGUGCGAGAUGGUAGCCAGCAUUGACCGUGGGGACGACAGUACAGAUGCACAUAGCAUCAUGUGUCUGGCAGCACAGAUGGCAUUUGAGGAGAAUCACCAGGUAGUGGCUUCCUUGGCAUUGGAGUCUGUUGCUAACAGUUGUUCUGACCCCUGGCAGGUUCUUACAGCCCUCCGCUGUCUCAUCAGACUCAGACUAGCCUCUCAAGAAAAUGGCCAAGGGACAGACCCUUCCAGUACUGAUAGAAACAUCCAAACUGCUUACCACAAAUUACUUCAGCUCCAAAAUGACAGUAAAGAGAAUCAGAUUCAGAUCCAAAAUGAAGCCAGUUGGUUCAUCAAAAUUGAAUUUUGUCAUCCAUUUACUGUUACAGCUUGGAACCUAGCCUUGCAGUGUGAUGAGAGUCCACAACGAAUGAAAACACUUUUCUCUCUCUGUCAGCAGCUAUCAUCUCUGUGUCCUGACGAUGACGUUAACCUAACAAGACAGAAGACUUGCAUGCUGAUGGCAGCUGCUGCUAGUCUGCAGGUGGCGAGGGUGUCAGAGGACGAGGCUGAGAAAAGGUACAGUUUGGAAGAAGCUUUGCAACAUGUGAAGAACUGUAAAGGUCUGAUCAACCAGCUACAACACAACAUGCUGGUUCCUACAGAGAACAAGGGAAAGGACACAACAGAGACUUUGCUAUUGUUGUAUGAGUUUGAGGCCCAAGUAAAGCUCAAUGAUCCUGUGUCAGAACAAACACUGGAACAAGCUCUACGCCUUCCAAACCCAGACCCAAAGAUGUUCGAAACACUGGCUGCCCUGGCAAUGGAGCCCCCAGCUCAAAACAAGAAUGUAAGUGUGAGAGCAAUAAAAGUAGCCAUCAGGAAGCACUUACAGAUGCCUCAGCCAGACUUUAACAAGUGCAGCAAGCUCUUCCAUAGCCUGGUGCAGCUGUCCCUGUCAGGGGACUCUGGAGCCAAAGGAGAGGCUCACAUGUAUUACUCGGAGAUCAUUGAAGUUAUUGAAAAAAGGUCACAGGGUCAGUAUCCAGAGAUGGAGGUUCUCUGGCUGAUGACAAAGGCAUGGAAUUGUGGUAUCAACUUUUACAGUUCAGGACGGUGUGACGAGGCUGAGAGAUGGUGUAGCACAAGUCUUAAACUGCUCAAGUACCUCAAUACCAUGAGAGAGAAUUAUGAGGAUCAUAUGAAUACCACCUAUGGCCAGAUCUUGGCAAGGAUGGAAAGAUUGGGAACACGAAUACAAGGGAAAGGUUUGGAGGAAUAA